Messenger RNA from Ornithodoros turicata, 566 nucleotides. RefSeq lists its product as uncharacterized. Bases 96 to 419 code for a protein of 107 amino acids. The transcript is spliced from 4 exons. NCBI's taxonomy places the organism in Eukaryota, Metazoa, Arthropoda, Arachnida, Ixodida, Argasidae. The record is from RefSeq and is a predicted model, not a curated record.
UUCCGGUGCGGUUGCAUGGUAGUACUUCCGGUCGACUGCUCUGUGGCCGUCUUUGAUCGACCUUCGUUUGAAAGUUCUCCUUCACGUCUCAAACUAUGCAGUCUGCUAAGCUAAUAACGCGCGUUUUGACUUCUGGUGUGAGGUCGGCUGCUACUACGGCUGCAACUAAAGGAUCUAAAGGACCUACCCGACGUCUGACGUACCCGUACACCUAUGCACAGAAGAUCGCAAACUUCCCGUAUAGAUUUCACUAUGAGAACAUGUGGCUCGUGAGGUACUUAAUCCCAGCAUUAGCGCUGACGUACCUCUUCUACAUCAUACCAGUGAACAGGGCAGUCAACUCCCCGGCAAACUAUGCUGCUUAUGAAGAAGCCAUGCGCAAGCAGGCUGAAGAGGAUGCAGCUCAUCACCACCACUAAGCCACCCAAAGUACAGAAAACUAGACCACCUCCAGAUAUGCUGUCUAAAUAAAUAGUCUUUGUAAAGAAAUGUCUGGCUUUGAACACAAGGUGAAUGUUUCCUGCAGUUAGUGUGUUUGAGUACACAAAUAAAUCAUUAGAGCUCUA